CUAUCCUUCUCAUUUUACUAAUAUUUUUUUUCUUCCUUCACCAAAACACAUACUAACCUUUUUGUGUUUAGGGUUCUUUGAAUAGUAUAUUUUACAUAAAACAUAGAGAUUCACCAAACUCUCUUGCAUUUUUGUGACUCUUCAAUGGCCUUCUCUUCUCUUCUCAAACCUACCGCCUCCCUUGUUCGUCCAUCCCAUCGCUCCCAGGCAUCAUGUGUAGGCCUUCAACACAGUUCUAACUCUGUCAAAUUACAAUCAGCUAUCUUCGGAGAUGUUGUCUCAAUCGCGCAAUCUUCGUCCUUACAAAACUCUGGUGCCUGCAGCAUUCAACCAAUCAGAGCAACUGCUACUGAGUUGCCUCCAACAGUUCCAAAGUCACAGACGGGUGGGAAAACAAGGGUUGGUAUAAAUGGUUUUGGACGUAUUGGGAGAUUAGUAUUAAGAAUUGCAACAUUCAGGGAUGAUAUUGAGGUAGUUGCAGUUAAUGACCCAUUUAUUGAUGCAAAGUACAUGGCUUACAUGCUCAAGUACGACUCCACCCAUGGAGUUUUCAGAGGAUCCAUCAGUGUCCUGGAUGACACUACUUUGGAAAUCAACGGGAAGCAGAUUAAAGUCAGUAGCAAAAGGGACCCUGCAGAUAUUCCAUGGGGUGAUUUAGGUGCAGAUUAUGUUGUUGAAUCUUCUGGUAUCUUCACAACUGUUGACAGGGCUUCAGGACAUAAGAAGGGUGGUGCAAAGAAGGUCGUAAUCUCAGCCCCAUCAGCUGAUGCACCAAUGUUUGUGGUGGGAGUGAACGAGAAAACUUACAAAGCCAACAUGGAUGUUGUUUCCAAUGCUAGCUGUACAACCAAUUGCCUUGCUCCACUUGCCAAGGUGGUUCAUGAAGAGUUUGGCAUUGUUGAGGGGCUAAUGACUACUGUGCACGCAACAACAGCUACCCAAAAGACUGUUGAUGGGCCAUCAAUGAAGGAUUGGCGAGGAGGCCGUGGUGCAGGACAGAACAUCAUCCCAAGUUCAACUGGUGCUGCUAAGGCAGUUGGAAAAGUUCUGCCAGAAUUGAAUGGGAAGCUCACUGGAAUGGCAUUCCGUGUCCCAACACCUAAUGUCUCUGUUGUGGACUUGACUUGCCGGCUAAAUAAAAGUGCUUCUUAUGAUGAUGUGAAAGCAGCGAUAAAGUAUGCAUCAGAGGGUCCACUUAAAGGCAUUUUGGGUUACACCAACGAGGAUGUUGUGUCAAAUGAUUUUGUUGGGGAUUCCAGGUCGAGCAUAUUUGAUGCUAAAGCUGGUAUAGGCCUGAGCAAAUCAUUCAUGAAGCUCGUCUCCUGGUACGACAACGAGUGGGGUUACAGCACCCGAGUUUUGGACCUCAUAGAGCACAUGGCGUUGGUAGCAGCCACCAGUUGAAAUAGAAGAUAGGAGCUAAUGCAGAAGUUGGCGCAAGCAACAAUUUGUAUUUGAAAAAGUUAAAGAGGAGUUUUGAUGGCUCCGUUUUUGUUAUGGAUUGAGUUUCAUUACUGUCGUAUUCGAGUUUAAAAUAAUGAACAGUUGGACAUGUAUGGUGAUUAUAUACGCGUUUUCAUAAGGAUGUGAUUCUAUACACUUGCUGCUAUGGAGAGGUGGCUAUUUUUGACCAUAAAA
This is a messenger RNA of Capsicum annuum, 1638 nucleotides long. RefSeq names its product glyceraldehyde-3-phosphate dehydrogenase GAPCP1, chloroplastic. The record is from RefSeq and is marked provisional. Gene Ontology annotation, molecular function: NADP binding; NAD binding; oxidoreductase activity, acting on the aldehyde or oxo group of donors, NAD or NADP as acceptor. Gene Ontology annotation, biological process: glucose metabolic process. Lineage: Eukaryota; Viridiplantae; Streptophyta; Magnoliopsida; Solanales; Solanaceae.